Molecule: messenger RNA, 3377 nt
Organism: Cynara cardunculus var. scolymus (artichoke)
Lineage: Eukaryota; Viridiplantae; Streptophyta; Magnoliopsida; Asterales; Asteraceae
Product: bifunctional fucokinase/fucose pyrophosphorylase
Exons: 7
Coding region: 353-3190 (945 amino acids)
Biological process (GO): GDP-L-fucose salvage
Molecular function (GO): fucokinase activity; ATP binding
Source: RefSeq, a predicted model, not a curated record
UCUAGACUUGGAACAACUAUUGAGAAAAUCUUGGUAUCGUUUAAGAUUAUCGGUUCGUUGCCCAUCUCGGGUUCCCACUUGGGAUGCCAUCGUCCUCACGGCAGCCAGCCCUGAACAAGCUGCCCUCUAUGAAUGGCAACUCAAACGAGCUAUACGUUUUGGUCGGAUUUCAGAUUCCACCGUCACUCUUGCAGUACCCGAUCCCGAUGGCCAACGCAUUGGUUCAGGUGCAGCCACUCUCAAUGCCAUUCUUGCCCUAGCUAAUCAUUACAAGACUUCAAAGGUUGCAAGCAACUGCAGUGAUGGAUCGUAUAUACCCCAUGAAAGCUCUGAAAAUGAAGCAUCUACCUCAAUGAUUAACUUCUUAAGGAAAAAACAUAUAUUACUGCUUCAUGCGGGUGGUGACUCUAAGAGGGUCCCAUGGGCAAAUCCCAUGGGGAAAGUUUUCUUGCCACUUCCAUAUUUGGCAGCUGAUGAUCUUGAUGGACCAGUACCCUUGCUUUUUGACCAUAUACUUGCAAUAUCUUCUUGUGCACGACAAGCUUAUAACAAUGAAGGUGGGCUAUUCAUCAUGACUGGUGACGUGCUUCCAUGUUUUGAUGCAUCUGCUAUGGUUCUUCCCGAGGAUACAUCCUGCAUCAUUACUGUGCCUAUCACUCUCGAUAUUGCCUCCAAUCAUGGUGUUAUUGUGGCAUCCAAAACUGGGAACUCAGAUGAAAUUUGUUCAGUUAAUCCUGUUGCAAAUCUACUUCAAAAACCUAGCAUGGAGGAGCUUAAUAGGCACAAUGCCAUUCUUGAUGAUGGUAGGACAUUACUCGAUACUGGUAUUAUAGCGGUUAGAGGUAAAGCAUGGGAAGAUCUUGUUACGCUUUCUUGUUUGAGCCAACCGAUGAUCUCAGAACUUGUGAAUACUAGAAAAGAGAUGAGUUUGUAUGAAGAUCUUGUGGCUGCUUGGGUACCCGCAAGGCAUGAAUGGUUGCGAUCAAGACCUCUUGGUGAAGAACUUGUGACGAGAUUGGGGAAACAGACCAUGUAUAGCUAUUGCGCUUAUGAUCUGUCGUUCUUGCACUUCGGGACCUCGAGUGAAGUUUUAGAUCACUUGAGUGGGAUCGGUACAAGACUUGUUGGCCGAAGGCAUCUGUGUUCCAUUCCCGCAACAACAAUGUCCGAUAUUGCAGCAUCUGCUAUCAUAGUUUCUAGUAAAAUAUCACCUGGUGUAUCAAUUGGUGAAGAUUCUCUUGUAUAUGACUCAUCCAUUUCAGGCGGAAUACAAAUCGGUUCCCUCUCUAUAGUAGUCGGUGUCAUUAUACCAGAAAAAAACGAUAGAACUACAAAAGAUCCAUUUACUUUCCUCCUUCCUGAUCGUCAUUGUCUUUGGGAAGUUCCUUUAAUAGGGUGCACCGAAAGGGUUAUCGUGUUUUGCGGCCUUCAUGAUAAUCCCAAAAACCCGCUUUCAAAAGAUGGUACUUUUUGCGGAAAACCAUGGGAAAAGGUCCUUGAUGACCUGGGUAUUCAAGAAAACGACUUGUGGAUAUCUCAAGAAAAGUGUUUGUGGAAUGCAAAACUUUUUCCUGUUCUUCCAUAUUUUGAGAUGCUUAGCCUUGCAAACUGGCUUAUGGGGUUAGGAAAUUAUGGCAAAAACGAAGGCUUUCUUUCGUUAUGGCAAACGUCAAAACGUGUUAGCUUGGAGGAGUUGCAUAGAUCGAUAGAUUUCCCACAAAUGUGCUCAACUUCUGGUAACCAUCAAGCCGAUCUUGCAGCCAAAAUUGCUAGAGCUUGUCUUACUUUCGGCUUGCUUGGGAGGAAUUUGGCUCAGCUGUGUCAAGAGAUUUUGCAAAUGAAAGACUCGGGAGACGAAAUAUGCAAAAACUUUCUGGAAUUGUGUCCGAAUUUACUGGCACAAAAUUCAAAAAUUCUUCCAAAAAGCCGAGCUUAUCAGGUGCAGGUUGAUCUUCUUCGUGCAUGCAACAAACAUGAAGAAACUUCUGAAGUCGAGCAUCAAGUAUGGGCUGCUGUUGCUGAUGAAACGGCUUCAGCUGUGAGAUACGGCUUUAAAGAGCAUCUCUUUCAAUCCUCCAAUCAGACAUCUUUUAGAGGACAAGAUAACAACAAUCUUGAUGGUUUGGAAGACCAAACUUCCCGCCAUAGAAAGGUCAAAGUCGAGUUGCCCGUUCGAGUUGACUUUGUUGGUGGUUGGAGCGAUACUCCACCAUGGAGCUUAGAGCGCGCUGGCUGCGUCUUGAAUAUGGCAAUAACUUUGGACAAUUCUCUCCCUAUCGGAAUCGUUAUAGAGACCACACAAACGCCUGGAUUAUUAAUCACCGAUGAUGCUUCAAACGAGUUAUAUAUCAAAGAUCUCUCCUCUAUUACAACCCCUUUUGACCAAAACGACCCUUUUCGCCUUGUGAAAUCGGCUUUGCUUGUUACAGGUAUUCUUUAUGACCGUAUUCUGGUAUCCAUGGGUUUACGGGUCAAAACGUGGGCCCAUAUACCUCGUGGAAGUGGGUUAGGGACUUCUAGCAUCUUAGCUGCAGCUGUUGUGAAAGGACUUCUUCGUAUUACCUAUGGAGAUGAAAGUAACGAAAAUGUUGCUAGACUCGUGUUAGUAUUGGAACAGAUAAUGGGAACAGGAGGAGGUUGGCAGGAUCAAAUUGGAGGUUUGUAUCCGGGCAUAAAGUUUACGACCAGUUUUCCAGGAAUACCCUUGCGGCUUCAAGUCAUUCCCCUUCUGGCUUCUCCUAGAUUAGUUGCAGAGUUGCAGGAACGUCUGCUUGUCGUGUUCACCGGUCAGGUUCGUCUUGCCCACCAAGUCCUCCAAAAGGUCGUGAUUCGCUAUCUCCAAAGAGACAACCUCCUUAUAUCGAGCAUCAAACGCCUUGCUGAGCUGGCAAAAACGGGAAGGGAAGCUUUAAUGAACUGCAACAUAGAUGAACUCGGAGACACAAUGAUGGAAACUUGGAGAUUACACCAAGAACUCGAUCCCCAUUGCAGUAACGAGUUUGUUGAUCGCCUUUUUGCUUUUGCUGACCGUUAUUGUUGUGGCUACAAACUUGUUGGGGCAGGUGGUGGCGGUUUUGCACUCUUACUUGCUAAGAAAACCGAAAGUGCCCGACAAUUGAGAUGUGCACUCGAAGAAAACCGCGAGUUUGAUGUUAAGGUUUAUAAUUGGAGUGUAUGUUUGGAAAACUAGUCAAAAUGUGUGAUUCCUUUGUACGUAGAUACUUCAUAUAUAAGAUGUUUAACAUUCUAUAUGCUUGCACCAAGAAUGAACCGAUGAAGGGCAUCAUUUUCUCGGCAUUCUUCGCCCUAUCGGGUUCUCGAUUAGGUGUUAUUACAUUUUGAUGUAAAUGCAUAUGAUGGAAUCUUUGACGUGAAAA